AUGUGUCAUUUUCUAUAUGGCGAUAAGGCUGCGAUGCUUGCCUUCUUAGUGAUAUCCAAUGUACUUUGGUUUUCUGUUCUUGUAUCCUGGGUAUUUACUUUCAUUAGGGGACCGGGAAUCAUGCCAUGCAGGAUCCCACCUUACGAAUUAUCAAACUUUAUCCAUGAGGGAGAAAAGUUCAAAAAUGUCAAAAAUACUGAUGUCUCAGACGAAAAGAGUGAUAUAUCUUCGGAGUCGUCAUUAACCGUUCCACUGAAUCGCAAUGUUAUUCCUCCACCCGAUAUAUUUGAAUGUGAUUAUAAUGGUUUACCCUUUUGGUGCUCUGAGUGCUCCACAUUGAAAUUACUACGAUGUCAUCAUUCCUCCGUCAAAGACCGGUGUAUUCCAAUGUUCGACCAUUUCUGUACAUUCGUAGGUUCCACAAUAGGAAAAGAUAACUUUGGUUUCUUUCUUUAUUUUCUUUUCUCAAUGCAAACAUUGAUGUAUUUUACAUGUAUUAGCAUCAUAGUUUACUCUGGAGUUUGGGGUCAUUUGCAUGCCGCUUUAAUUGUAUUCCUUAUCACAACUGGUUUUAUGGCCAUAUUGGUCGGAAAUUUGGCUUUCAACACAGUAGGUGACAUUUAUCUGGGUCAAACUACCAUAGAACGGCUACAAAGAACCCGAACAAAGAAAAAGAUUGCAAAGAGCCAGUCUAAUGAAAACGAUCAAACCGAUCUAGGAGAAUAUGUGAACGUGCAACAUCCCACCAAUAGAAAAUUACGAGUUCUAGUCAAACUACUACCAUCCGACAAACCAUAUAACAAUGGAUUCAGAAAAAAUCUUAGGUUAUGGUAUACUGAUUUCACUAGAUUGGGAAGUCCACAACAAAUAUUAAUGUUCCAAAACUCUAUGUUCAGUGAGAAAUUCAAAGAGAGCAUUUCAGAGAGAAUAAAUUCAGGAAAUUACGUGAUUUUUGGCUCGCAAUCGAAAUUACAGUCGAGUUCACCCUCUCAUUUGAAAAUCAAGGAUAUGUAA
Molecule: messenger RNA, 1014 nt
Organism: Pichia membranifaciens NRRL Y-2026
Lineage: Eukaryota; Fungi; Ascomycota; Pichiomycetes; Pichiales; Pichiaceae
Exons: 3
Coding region: 1-1014 (337 amino acids)
Biological process (GO): peptidyl-L-cysteine S-palmitoylation; protein targeting to membrane
Cellular component (GO): Golgi apparatus; endoplasmic reticulum
Molecular function (GO): protein-cysteine S-palmitoyltransferase activity
Source: RefSeq, a predicted model, not a curated record